AGAAGAGGAAGAGGAGCCAUCAGUAAACCUAAAAGGGACCCAGUGAUAAACUUCCAAGUAAAGGUGGCAAAAAGGUGUAGUAGGAUAUGUCCCGCAAGCAUAGGAACCAAAGCUAAAGGAGUACCUCCUGGAACAAAUAGAGAAAGGAAGUGUAACCCAUGUAGUUUAAGACCAAGGAGGGUUACCCCCAGUACUAUAGUAGAGCUAAGACCUAGGGUUAAAGCAAGAUGGGCCGUUGCGCAGAAAGAGUAUGGGAUGAGACCUAGUAAAUUAGGUCCAGCCCUCGGCCCACCCUCGGCCCAAGGACUGAGGGCCCUUGGUCCUCAGGCCGGGGGGAGUGAGGGCCCUGGGUCCUCAGACCGGGGGUUGGCUUCCUGGCUCCGGCUCACAUGCCACAAGCGCCGAAGGCUGGCACGCAAUCUUGCCAAGUCUCUGGGCAAGCCUAUGCUUCAUUUUGGGUUCGGCUCUAACCCAGCCCUCGGCCCAGGACUGAGGGCCCUGGGUCCUCAGACCGGGGGAGCUAAAGGGCCCAAGCGGCGGGAGACAGAGGAGCACAAGUACAACACUUACACAGGAAGAGAGGCGUCCAUCCCGUCCUUUUCCGGUGUUCCCUCUAGGCCAGGUUUCCGGUCAGAGUGGCUAGCCCUAGAGGUAUACCCCGAGGCAGGUCCUAACCUCGCUAUCUUCUUCGAGAUACAAGGCAUAAAGCCUAAAGGAGGGGGUAGUGGUAUUAACUAUUUCUUUCAGAUGUUGGCAAUGGCGCAAACUCUCCUGAGGGCGUUGAUUGCGAGCAUGGAAGCGAUGCUAAAGGCAAGCGGGGAGAAAGGACAAGCAUCAGGAUUAGUACCCGUUCUUAACAAGGAAAAGGUGCUUAGUACCUCGUGGAUAAUGCAUGGUAUGGUUCGUUGGGGAAAUCCAGAUAGCCCUUAUGCUCAGGAGCCGGAAUGGUCUUCUGAAGGAGAUACCUCGACUUAUUGUAAACCACGAAUUUCCCUUCCUCCUGGUAUUUUUCCACAAUUGAAGUACUUUAGGAUAUUUUUUAUCAAGAUAUCAUCCUUACUAUUAAGCCUAAUAGAAAAUGUAGGAAGCACUCUAGGUUACCCUGUAGGUAACCCUUCCUUGUCUUUGCGUGGUGAGAUCCAAAUAUUAAAGCAACUCUCCGCUUCUGCAAACCCUCAAGGGAAGAGAGUCUUAAGGACAGAAUCGACAUAG
This is a messenger RNA of Funneliformis caledonium, 1212 nucleotides long. Lineage: Eukaryota; Fungi; Glomeromycota; Glomeromycetes; Glomerales; Glomeraceae. The record is from the annotation of a GenBank genome assembly.